Encephalitozoon romaleae SJ-2008 is the source of this 1689-nucleotide messenger RNA. RefSeq lists its product as hypothetical. The transcript has a single exon. Lineage: Eukaryota; Fungi; Microsporidia; Unikaryonidae. The coding region runs from base 1 to 1689 and encodes 562 amino acids. The record is from RefSeq and is a predicted model, not a curated record.
AUGAACUUUACAUCCAAUGAAGAGGAAAGGCUCAAAGAGGUGCUGAAGUCGAAGAGGAAGGAAGAAGUGCUGGUUGAGCUCUCCAAGGAGAUUGAGAGAAAAGAAAAGGAAAUGAUGGGAAGUAUUUCUCAGGACUACAUGGACAUAAUCAGCAAGUGUAGUGAUUUGGAAAAGACCAAGCAAAGGCUGGGAGGGAUUAUAAACACAAAUAACGAGCUGGUUUCUUCUAUUUCUGACGCUGUUAUACAAUACACCGAUGCCCUCCACGAGAUUGAAGAAAACACCAUAAUAGAAUCACGGCUUGACCUAGUUGUGUCUGAAUUGAAGGAGAUCUUAGGAUUUAUAGGUAUUGCAUCUGAGUACGAGAGCAUUGAUAAGAAUAUGAGGGAAGAUCCAUUGUACUACUAUAACAUGGCAAAGAGUGUGGUGUCCAUGGAGAAGAAGCUUUGCUUGUUAGAGAAGUAUAGAUUCUUUGUGAGUGCAAACCAGAUAUGCAUCAAAUCAAGAAAGAUGCUUGUAAAUCUGAUGAUGAAGGAUAUUGAUCUAUGGAUUGGGAAUGCUAGCAAUAAUGUUCGGGAAGGCGGUGUUGAGAUAAACAGGAUUCUCUGGGAGAAGAAAGAGUCUCAUAUAUUUGAUCCUCUUGGCACUCUCCGGGAUUUGUUUAUAUCCAAAACCUUUCUAUGCAUUCUUCAUGAAUCAAGAAGGUUGGGGGCCGGGACGGUCAUUGUGGAGAGAGUAAAUGAGAAAAGGAAGGAGUUUGUGAAGGAUGUUGCUGCUAAGGAUGAUCCUAAUGCGAUUUCUGAUACUGCGGGAUUUAUCCUGUGGAGCCAUUACCUUGAAUCUCUUGACACAGGCUUCAGAAUCCAUGCCAAGCUUGCAUUUGAUAUUCUAUCCAGAAACAAGAUGUUGUUCGAAAGCCACAACUUCUCCCAGAUAAGAGAAGCACUCAUCUCUCUCCGAAGGCUUACUGUUCACCUUGGGAUCGACUACGAGAGUGUAGAUAGGAUUAUAAGCUCUGUGGCAAUUAACUACUUUGAAACGAGGGGGCCUAAGGAUAUUGAUCCUGAUGCAGACGGAAUGGAGCAACUGAAGUCUUCGAUGAUGACUUUUAUUGACGAGUGUAAUGGCUUUGUGUCUAGUAUAUUUCAAUUUUCCAAUGAGCUUGAUGAGCUUCUUGCAAAGAGAAUAGAUCAGCAUCUGUGCAGCCUUAUUGACAGGAGUAAGGGAGACAUGGAUUCCUUUAUCGAAGCACAAUCUACUGCUUCAGAGAUUUUGAAGUAUUCGAUCGAAAAAAAUGAUUUCUACAGGAACAUUGAGUUUAGAUGUUUGUCGGAGAUAGAUAAGGGAAACAAAAAGUUCAUGGAGGAAGUAAUAAAACAGAAGGAAAAGGAAAUUGAUGAACUUUUCAAGAUUGUUACCAAGAAUGACGACUUUGGGGUUGAUCUCCUCAAGGUAUUUUCUAUGGCUAGAAGCCUGAAGUUCCCUGCAAAUAUAAAUACAACAAUAAAAAGAACUCUAGUGUGUUAUAUCAGAGAUAGGUUUGCAGCUGAGAUAAACGAUAAGAGUUUGAGCCCACAAGACAAAAAGGUUGUGGAAGGGCAUUUAUGUAGUUUCUAUGGGUAUCUCAGAAAUAACGAGCCGUCUCUUCAUAGCAUACUUGAGCCAGAUGUAAAACAUGAGAGGCCGUAG